CACGAAGGAGAGACACGAGAGGAGGAGGGGAGCAGCUGUAUAAAGAGAGGCGGCUGGAGGGGAACAAAAGGCGGAGAGGCACGCCGCCGCCUCCUCCUUUCUCUCUCUCUCUCUCUUUCUCUCUUGCGCGCUCCUACUUUCACUCCCACUCCGCCUCCGCGGGCGCUUCCUUCCCUUUUUCCCCGGGUCGCCUUUCGCCCUCCGCCUCCCACUGAAUCCCGUGACGGCUCCCCAGCCAGGCACGCCCUGCCAAGAAAGAGAAGGCGAAGCGAAGGCAAAGGCAGCAGCAGCAGGAGCCGCAGCGGCGCCGCCACGGAGCCUCGUCGCACGUGGGCUCGGACGCCCUGCGCGCGGGGCAGGAGGCAGGAUCCGGAGGCCGUUGCCUCGCUGCCGGGCUCUUCUCUCUCUCAGCCUCCGAGAUGGGCUCCACGGAGGAGCUGCUCUGGCUGCCCCCGCCGGAAUGUGUCCUGGGGAAGGAGUGGGAACGGGAGCCGGCGCCAUCGCGCCCCUCGCCCUCCCUCGUCAUUGCGAAAGGAAAAGAUCGGAGGCAAAGGAGGAAGCAGCAGCAGCAGCAGGAGCCAUGGACUCCCGAGGAAGAAGAAGAGGAGGAGGAGGAGGAAGAGCGGCUACCCCAACAGCAGGUUCAGCAAGAAGAAAGGGAUAAUAAUGUUGAAUCUGCUACAGAUGACUAUAAAAAGAUGGGAACUCUUUUUGGUGAACUCAACAAAAGUCUCAUCAGCAUCGGCUUCACAAGGAUGUAUUUUGGUGAACGCAUCGUGGAGCCCGUAAUUGUCAUGUUCUUCUGGGAGCUGCAUGCAGUAUGGUGGAAAUGGAUGAAGACAGCCAUGAAAUGGGCAAUCUCCCAUGUAUGUGACUAUACUCAAAGGAAUCUUUGAACCACAAACUAAUAACAAACUCAUGGAAUUGGCCGGGUUCUGAAAUGCUGCCAUACACCAAUGUUAAAUUAUUUCUUUAAAAAAAAUUGUACUUUUCAUAACAUUCAAUCAUUUGUUUUUUUCUAAUAAAGCAUCCUCUGAGUGCUCAAA
Molecule: messenger RNA, 1046 nt
Organism: Anolis carolinensis (green anole)
Lineage: Eukaryota; Metazoa; Chordata; Lepidosauria; Squamata; Anolidae
Gene: fam241a
Product: family with sequence similarity 241 member A
Exons: 3
Coding region: 420-896 (158 amino acids)
Cellular component (GO): intracellular membrane-bounded organelle
Source: RefSeq, a predicted model, not a curated record